ACGUGGGAUGAAAAACCUUACGAGAUUCUUCCCGGAGGAAGAAUAUCUUAUAUUGAUGAGCAGGACAUUGUGGCCUUCGUGGAUCCUCCCACGGAGCUUAUUCCCCUCGACCCGGAAUCUUACAACCCUGCUGCCUACCUCUGGUUAACUUCAAGCGAUGAAGAAGUUCAUCGACAUGUUUUUUUUUCGUAUUAGUUUUUUAGUCGUUUCUUUCAAUUGCAUUUGGUCACAGAAUGAAGGCAAGGAUUUUUUUUUUUUAGCUUUUUAUCCUUGUUUGAGUUUCCAUUUUAAUUCCGUUUCGCGGGUUUGUUGAAUGAGGGGGAAACGUUCUUGCAAACAAGUAGUAUUUGGCUGGAAGGUAAAACCCGGGCGGUGUGUUUUAUCCAUCUGUGUUUUGCGCGUCUUAGAUGAUUAGAGAGCGCUGUUAUGAAAAACAUGCAUAAUUGUAUACCUUGAACGAAUACAAUGAACACACCAAGAGAUUUUGUUUUGAACCUUCCUGUUGAAAAGAACAAGAACAAGAUAGCUAGGCAGCUCUAGCUUGCCCGAGCUUUACAAAGAACAGAAGUGGUAGAAGUGAAGAACAAUUAUAGGGAAUAUAGAGAGAAUUACUUUCAUUCAUUCAUCCAUAUGUCCCCUAAUUCCUCCUUAAUAGGAGUAUUUAUAUAAUACUAAUAAAAAACUGACCCUGCCUGCUCUCAAAGUCAAACAAGACGACAACAUUGUGGAAGGAGUUGAAUGACAGGUUUCUUGAGGGUGGGAGACAUCAAGGUCUAGCAUGGGGUGUCUUGAAGGAUUGUUGGAUUUGGAGCUGGUGCUGGCCUUGAAUGAUUUGGAAGAGGUGGUUUGGGAAGGGCAUCGAUGAAAUAGACAAGAACUUCGACUCACUUGAGUUUUUUUUGUGAAGAGGUGGAUAUUGACAGUGUGGUUGGGAGGCGAGAUCUGUGCAUAAAUUUGGUGAUCUAGUGGUUAGAAGGCAGUGAAAUUGACACGAUAUGGUGGGUGAUGCAACGAUGUAUCUUGUGGUAUGGGAAGGCAUUGAUUGUUGGAUGCAAGAGAGAUGGUGCGUGCAGACGUGCAGUUGGGUCAGAAGUGGUUUAAUCGGAGGGAAAUUAGGAGGGCUGGACAGUUGUGUUUGGUCUGGAUCUUUAAGGAUUGUUGGAUAUGGAUGAUGAUGAAUAAUAAUUCAAGGACAUCAGCAACUCCAGAAGGAGGUGGAGAUAUAGAGACCAGAACAAAGGUUGGGGAAAUCUCAACUAGAGCGCCAUUGUUGCGAACCUUCCUAUAAAAAUAACAAGAGCAAGAUAACCAGGCAAGUCUAAUUUUCUCAAGCUCGAAGAAGAAGAGAGGGAGAAGAACAACAUGGAAGAGAGAGAACUUUCAUUUAUUCAUCCAUCGAUAUGUACCUUAAAUUCUCUUCAACAGGAGUAUUUAUAUAUUAAAAAAGCUACUAAUCCUUUGCUAACUAAAUUUUAUCUAAUUAACUACUCUUAUCAGCCCAACAUAAUAAUUAAAUCAACUUCAUCCUCAUUAACCUAUCAUUACCUAUGCCUUCAAAACCAACCUUACCCUCAAGGUUGAAUGAAGACACUGAGGUUGUGGAAGAGUUGAAAAUAGGUUUUUUGAGGCUGGAGACAUAGAGAUCUAGUGAGGAGAGGCUUGGCGACAAAGAGAUAUGGCGAGAGGUGGCUUGAUGUAUUGUUUGAUCAGGAAGGCGCUUUCAUCUUGAUGAGUUGAAAAAGGUAGAUUGGGAAGACCGUCGGUGGAAUGACAAGAACUUCAACUCGCUUGAGUUCUCUUGGAAGGAGGUGGAUCUUAAUAAUGUGGUUAGGAGGCGAGAUAUUUGUGUAGAUUUGACAUAGGCUAGGAGCAGCAGGUGGUAGAUAUGAAUCAUAAGAAGGUGUUGACAAUGGGAUGCGUAAGAUGGUGUGGUUAAGCUUUGAGUGGCAUAAUACUGACAAAUCUUGAUGAGGGAAAUGGAGAAGGGACUCGGAGUGGAAUUUGGAGAGGCAUCUGUGCAAUUGGAUUCAAUACUUAUGAUCAUUGAGGAUUGUUGGAUCUGGAUGAUGAUAAAUGACAAUUCAAGGAUGUCAGUAACUCCCAAAAAAAAAAAAGGUGGGGGAGAUAAAAAGACCAUAAAUCAGGUUAGCAAAAUCUCAAUCCGAGAACCACCAUUGUUGUGAAACUUACUGUAGAGAAGAAUAAGAAUAAGAAAGAACAAGAUAACUAGAGAAAUUUGGAUUAGGAAGAUCGUGGCAAUUAGAUUAGGAGGUUGAUUGGAGGUAGGAAUUGCAAAGCUAGAUGAAUUUUGGAGCAAAUUUUAAGGAUAUUCACCCCGAUGUAAAACUGAUGGAAUUUGAAUACUAGAGAAGGAAAAAAGAGAAGAAACUAAGGGAAAUGCCGUGUACUCAACUUGGAUCAAAAGAUAAGUUGUAUGAUUGUCUCAAUAAUAAUAUCAUUCAUCAAUCAAUAAUCCGUUCAAAUAUAAGCCAUGAAUCUCUAUUUAUAGAAAUAUGAUUACAAAGAUUAGAUAUAAUAUUUUGAUAUCAAAUAUAAUCCAAAUCUAAUAGUUCCUAUUAAUCCUAUGUUAUAAAUUGAAAUAAAGAUAAUCUAUUAAAUAAAAUUGUAAUUGCAAUAAAAUAUAAGUCUAAUUUUUAAUAUUAAACAUUUCUUAGAAUAAUCUUCAUGCGUUGCAUCACCUAGCACUUUUGACAAACCCAUAUGUAGAGUAAUAUAACUAAACUUUUUUCAGAAGUUUACAUUUAGUUACCUUUAUUUUGGUCUUCCUCACAAUUUAAUCAAGACGCAAUGGUGUUAAUGGUUGAAUCAGGGCUUGUUGGUGUUUGAGUGUGUGGGAUACACCUUUUGUGAAGCUCCCAAUAGCGUCAACAGAUAUCCCAGCCCACCUAGCACGAAGGGAGUCUUCUCAUAAAUAGUUAAGUUUCUCAUUAGUGUGACUAGACUGCUAGGAGACCUUCCACAUCUAUGACAGCUCUGUUAGUGCUUAUCAACCGGGCUAAGGAAAUCUCCAAUGUUAUCGGAGUCUUGCUUGCAUGCGGGGUGACAUGCCAUAGGGAUAAUCUCCUUACCCCCCUUUCUAUGGGGAUUUGCAAGGAAGUAUUGUAGACCAGCAAAGCCCUUCUUUCAAUUCGUAAUGUUGUUUAUUUUAACGGUUCAUUUUGUAGCUUGUUGACAAGAAAUGUAAAGGCACCUGGUUGUGAAGGUAAAAGUACUCACGAAUUUUGAAAACCGUAGGCCUGAAGUGUGGAUAAAGGUAAGAUUUGGGUAACUAAUUGAAGUUCACUAGAGUUUUUAAACAAUCAAUCAAUAGAAAACCUAAUGAAUGGUUGUCUACGGAAGUAAAGUGAUACCUUGAAAUUAUUUUUUUUUAUGAUAAUUCUGAAAGAUCUUGCAGGUGGCAGCCAUCUUCCAAAGAAUGUUUUUCUUGAUAUGGUUAUACUAUCACGGAAGAAACUUGAAGAUAUUCCUGAAGAAAGGAGGCAUAGAUUGCUCGCUUCACUAAAGCCUAAGCAUAUACCUAAGAUUUGGGAACUAACAGGUACACGUUAUCAGGAUGCUAAGCUGGCUAAACAAGUAGCAUCUGCAUUGCUGUCCAUGGAUGUCAAUUCCAUGCCUCCAGAGUAUUGGAGAUGUAGAACCAGCAAAGGUCCAAUGCCAUUUUCUUGGUUAAAUGACUUCAGAAAGGCCAUUUUCCAAGGGAAGGAUGGGAGCACAUAUGGAAGAAUAAUCCUUCUGUCAAAACUUUAUGGUCCACUGUACUUCACAGUAAGAGAAGUCACGGAGAUAAUUUCUACAGAGCAGCCUUGUGAUCUGGUAUAUGAGUUUGGUGAUGGACUAUUAGACUUGUCUGAAUUUCCCGAAGGCUUCCCUAUACCUGCGAAGCAUCCCUGGCCUUUCAAUGACCAUUUGGUCAUAUACAUUCGACAUGCUGGACCUGGAGUUGUGGUAGGUCAGGCAUGGCAGGAAGGGAAUGAUUUGGAUCAAGUGCCUAAGAAGUUCUGUGGUGAGAUAUUAAUGGUGAAAGACUAUAUUUCGAGUUUAUAACGGUGGUAGGUUCAAUAUUCCUUGUGAUUUUUUCAUAUUACUGAUAUUAAAUAACUGAACGCCAUUUUUUUUUUGUAUGGUUGCUGUUAAUUCUUGAUUGCAACUUAAAUUUCCUAAUUUUUUGGGAUUUUUACUGCUAAUGCAACCAUUCAAUUCUAAUAUACUUCUAGUAUCAAAGAUACUAUUCAAGAAUUCUAGUUGGAACUAA
Molecule: messenger RNA, 4273 nt
Organism: Dendrobium catenatum
Lineage: Eukaryota; Viridiplantae; Streptophyta; Magnoliopsida; Asparagales; Orchidaceae
Exons: 7
Coding region: 3391-4065 (224 amino acids)
Source: RefSeq, a predicted model, not a curated record